AUGCCGGGAAGGCGAUCAACGACUUGUUUGCCAAGAGCUCUGCUGUCCUCGAAGAGGCGCUCAGGCGUUUUCGCAGGAGAGGCCGCCGUCCGCGGCGCCCAGCAGGCUGCGGGCGGAGAAGGUGUCGACGGGGGAGAGCCGGCCCGAGCAGGUCCGGGUCUCGUGGAGCCAGGCGCCAGCUCGAGAGGGGGAGGCCACGGUCGUCGGUUGGCGCGUCGUGGGCGAGGUGCAAGGGUCGGGGCUGGACAGGGCCUGGAGAAGCAAGGUGGAAAGGCAGGAGAAGCAGAGGAGAGGGAGAAGGAAGCCCGAUGGAGGGCGGCUGGGCUGCCCGUCCCACGCAUGCGCCAGGAGGAGGCGGACGCCUUCUUCCCGAGGCAAGCGCUGGAGGUGGAGUUCGUCAUGACAACCAACAGUCCCAAGGCGGAGGUCACGAUUGACCUCCCCCUCGGAGACGUCAGGUACGCGUUUCGCGUGGAGGCGAUCACUUGUGUUGGCAAGGGGCCCCGCUCGGACAAGGUGGUCUACAAGGCCGACCUCGAGUACGACGAGAAGUCCGAGAUGCCUCGGCAGCUCGCUCAAUGGGUAGUCCAGAAGCGGCUGGCGGCAGAAAUCCUGCCCGUCACUGGGAUCAGGCUCUCAGGAGAGGCCCGGAAAGCAGAGUUGAAAGGUUCUCAGGUACUUUCUGAGUUUGAAAAGUUCAGGCAGAUCGACGACGACCUGUCCCAGUUCGCAACCAUCUGGCGUCUGCUGGUUGAAGGCGGGCUCAAGCUCAGCAUCGGUGAGGAAGCGGAGCAGCAGGACGACAAGAAGGACAAGAGGAACAUGCGCGGCGGCAGGUUUUGCAACAAGCAGACCGUCGGAAAGGAUUGGAAUAUCAGACGAGAUUGA
Messenger RNA from Prorocentrum cordatum, 888 nucleotides. Lineage: Eukaryota; Dinophyceae; Prorocentrales; Prorocentraceae. The record is from the annotation of a GenBank genome assembly.